GAAGGGGGAGAGGUUCGGCAAAGUCCGGAAACGCUCGGCGAUGGCCGGAGGCGGCUUUUAAGGAGAGGAGCGGCUGCCGGCUUGCCCUGCCUUGCUGUCGUGAGGGGACUCGCUCGCGUGAGCGCUGCCGCCUCGUCCUCCCGCCGCGCCGUGAGGGGAAGGGGCGCGAUGCUGGCCGACAGUCUGGUGGAGGAGUUCGAGAUCCGUGAGGAUGAGCCCUGGUACGACCAGCAAGACCUGCAGCAAGAUCUUCACCUUGCUGCUGAGCUUGGGAAGACACUACUGGACCGUAACACUGAACUAGAAGAAUCUUUACAGCAGAUGUAUGCAACAAAUCAAGAGCAACUGCAGGAGAUAGAGUACCUCACAAAGCAAGUAGAGCUCUUGCGUCAGAUGAAUGAUCAGCAUGCAAAAGUCUAUGAACAGCUGGAUGUGACGGCAAGAGAACUCGAAGACACUAAUCAAAAACUAGUUGCAGAGAGUAGAGCUUCACAACAAAAGAUAUUAAGCAGUCCUUCACCUUUUAGCUUGACAGAGACUAUUGAAAAUCUGCAAACGCACAUAGAUGACCUGCAACAACAAGUAGAAGAAUUGAAAAAGUCUGGACGAGGCCGGAUGAGCCAUGAGAGAUCUGACCAGCCAAGAUCAAUGCAUAGUUUCUCAUGUUUGAAGGAGCUGUAUGAUCUUCGCCAGUAUUUUGUUUAUGAUCAUGUGUUUGCAGAAAAGAUUACUUCAAUGGAUAGUCAGCUGAGUCCUCUAGAAGAAGAAAAUGAGAACCUCAAAAAGGCAGUUACAGUUCUACAAGCCCAGCUUAACCUAGAAAAAGAGAAGAGGGUAACAAUGGAAGAGGAAUAUAGUCUUAUGGUAAAAGAAAACUGUGACCUUGAACAGAGGCUUGUUGAUAUAGACUUGUAUCGGGCUCGUGCAGAGGAGUUGGAAGUGGAAGUAGCUGAAAUGCGACAAAUACUUCAGUCUGAAAACACAUUCCAUAAUGUGGAGAAGUUGGUGCCGGAAUCCUUUUUCAUUUCAUUCAAGGAAUCUUUAGAAAGGGAGCUUGGUCAGAGCCUGGCCGAUGAUGGACUUCUGACUGUAUCAGAGCUUGAGAAGAAGGCACUGAAACGGAGCAGCAGCGAAACUUUCCUCAGCAGUGCUGCAGGGGGAGACAUUCUAAGGGGCCAUGAAGAAACGUGUAUUAGGAGAGCUGAAGCUGUGAAGCAGCGAGGAAUCUCUGUACUUAAUGAAGUCGAUGCUCAGUAUAAUGCUCUCAAAGUGAAGUAUGAGGAACUUUUGAAGAAGUGUCAAAUGGAUGAAGAGUCUCUGAAGCACAAGGCUGUACAGACGCUGAAGCAGUAUUCCAAAGACCCACACGUGGGGAAUACCCAGUGCGAUCUUUCAGCUAGCAAUCAAGAAUGCACAAAUGUGGAGCUAAGUGACUCUCCCACAAACGCUCUUCCCGAAUAUAAAGCACUCUUCAAGGAAAUUUUUAGCUGUAUCAGAAAAACAAAGGAAGAAAUAGAUGAACACAGAGCUAAGUACAAGUCCCUCUCCUCUCAGCCGUAAUGUUGGACACACUGAUGACCCAUUUUCUGUUAUGACUAAUCUUUUAGUCAAGAAGGGGAAAAAACUUUAUACAAGUGUCAGAAGACCCCUGAUACUGAUGUAUUUCUUGAGCACUCAACAUGAAUGUUCUGAGUUGGCUUGUAGACUUGUAGUUAACAAGCUAGUUAGUUAGUUAACAGCUAGUCUCCCUGUACCUAUGUAGCAAUAGAUUUAAUGUUGUUUAGCACUGUCACAUAAACUAGUGGUUGUAAAGCAAACAAACGUGGUAGCUUAAUACUACACUACUACUUCGUACUACACUUAAUCUCUGGCCAGAGCAGUAACUGACACUAGUUUCCUUAAUCCACUUCAAAAAUAACAGAGCUAAGAAGUCUGUACUGUGCUUCUCACGAGGCACCAGACCAAAGCUUUCCUUUGGCUUGCAGGUGAUGAUCUAGCCCUGUAACUAGGUCUGUGUAGAAAAUUAACAAAAAAGGCCCUGACCAGUAUCAUGGGCUGCCUCUCCUCAACUCUUAAGAAUGAAGUUAGCAGUCUAGCUGAACUUGCUUUGGCAGGGAGGUGGAGAGCUGGCACAGCAGCCUGCACUGUGCUUAGUUUAAGCCAAUACCACGUUUUCACAUGCAGUAAGCUCUCCCACAGGUUAGUAUAAAUGUCUUCCUACUAAGAAAGGAUUUGAUGUAAAGUUUGUGUGGCUUUUUAGGUAUGGUUUCUUACGUAGGGCACUUUGUCUUAAGGCAAGAUACUGUGAAUUGAUUAUGGAUGUUAUUUGGGACCUAACUGUUCUUUGGUGGAAUGUCUGCAAAGUACAUUUUUAUGUGUAUUUGGUAAGAUAGAAAGUUGCAGUUUAGCUAUUUAACUGUAGUAGUAGUAGUAGCAUUGACAUAGCAGAAUAGCUUUUAAUCUUCCGUAUCACAAACUCGAAUUGCUUGAAGGAGAGGGGCCAGGUAAACCCUUAUCACCUUGUUUUGUCUAUUGCUUCCAGUGUCCGCUUCUGUGGGCCUGUUCCAUGCUGCCUGUGGGGUGGGAGGAUAGGCAUGCCACUGCCAGAAUGUAGCCUAUGGGAAACAGGGGACCAUGCUCUUGUUCUUCCUCUCCUCCUCCACCCCCUAAUAACUCAUACAUAUUUGGAUUCUGAAAAAUGAAGAACAUGAAGUAUGUUCUUUAAAACUGCUUCAAAGUGUGAAGAAAACAAAGGCUGAGAGAUUGGGGGGGGAAAGGCACAGUGAAAGGUGACAUCUUUCUCCUUACACAGGGUCUUGCAGCAAGGUCAUUUGGUCAGCUGUCUGUGGGAAUCCACUUGCUGCCAGACACCAAACAGUUGGCCCAGAGCGUUGACAAUGUCUCAACUUUAGUUCUGCUGCUGCUGGGGUUCCGUCUGCCUUACGUUGUACCCUGCAUAGCUGCGUAUACUGUCCUUCAGUUGCAGUAUUAAGACUUCAUGUUGUGGGAGUUUCUCUAAAACAUGUAUUGCAUUCUGAAAACUAUUUAAAAAUGGGAAUCUGAAUCUUGUGAAUAUUUUUCUAAGCAAAUAAAUAAUCCAGUCAA
This is a messenger RNA of Grus americana (Whooping crane), 3105 nucleotides long. RefSeq names its product cerebellar degeneration related protein 2 (gene CDR2). Bases 169 to 1560 code for a protein of 463 amino acids. The record is from RefSeq and is a predicted model, not a curated record. The transcript has 5 exons. Lineage: Eukaryota; Metazoa; Chordata; Aves; Gruiformes; Gruidae.